This is a messenger RNA of Malus domestica (apple), 1693 nucleotides long. Its product is annotated as UPF0481 protein At3g47200-like. The record is from RefSeq and is a predicted model, not a curated record. Lineage: Eukaryota; Viridiplantae; Streptophyta; Magnoliopsida; Rosales; Rosaceae.
GUUUAGAAGGGUACUUGGUAAAAUAGCCUGAGAGAAAGCAUAGUUUCCAUGGAGGAGGUUCGGAUCAGUUCUAAGGAGGAGAGAUUCGAAAAACUGAGGAAAGCACCAGAAGCUCCAGAUUAUAGCUCAAACCCAAAGAUCCAAAAGGUACCCUUCAUGCUCCGCAAGCCCAAAACUUCCGAGAAGUAUUACGAGCCGAGGGCCGUAGCAAUAGGCCCUUUCCAUCAUGGCAAUCCAAGGUGCGAGCUGGCUGAGGAAUUCAAGCUUAUGUUGACAAAAAGAUUUCUUAAAUACACUAGCCAAACAGUUGAAGCUCUGCAUCAGAAGGUUGAGAAGAAGAUCAAAGAACUACGGGAAUGUUACGCCGAGGAAGCGACACAGACCUAUGAUGAUGAGACCCUCGCUUGGAUGUUGUUCUUAGAUGGGUGUUCAACCUUACAAUUCAUACACUCCUUUGUGGAUGAAGAGUUGGAAGAAUUGUCGAUCAAAAGGGACCAGAUAGCCUUUGCACAACAGGACUUGUUCUUGCUAGAGAACCAAGUCCCUUAUCAAGUCCUCGAGCUGUUGAUGAGCUCAAGCAACAAAUGCGAGGAUUUGAAGAAGGCGAUCGAGACUUACGUUCAGGCAAACAUUGGUGCACCUGGAAAGAAGCAAUCGGAAAAGAAAGUAGCAAUAACCAUGGAAAAAGAGAAAGAGCCCGCUCAUCAAGAGAAAGAGCCCGCUCAUCUUCUUGACCUUCUCCGAACAAGAAUGCUAGGUCCACCAAAAAAUCCCGAUAAGCGAGCUAAAGACCACUCCGUACAAUCUUUUCGCAAUGUACAAGAGCUUGAUGCAGCCGGGAUCCAUUUUAAGCUUAGUAACAGUAGCCUUUUGGGGGACAUAUCUUUUGUUUCUCAUUCCUUUGCAGGAUACCUUAGUCUUCCUGCAAUAUCAGUAGAUGACUCAACAGGGCCUAAGUUCAUGAAUCUGAUAGCAUAUGAAAUGUGUCCUGAUUUCCAGAAUGAUUUUGCGGUCACCUCUUACAUCAGCUUCCUUGAUGCACUCAUUGAUCAUGCAGAUGAUGUUAAGGAGCUAAGGUCAGCCGGUGUACUUUACAACUUACUGGGGAGUGAUAAGGAGGUGGCUAAGCUCUUUAAUGAGAUUGGCACUGACUUGGUCCCUAACACUGACAUAUACCACGAUGUCAAAGCCGAAAUAGAAAAACACUACAAAACCAAGUGGAAGACCUGGAUGUCUCAAUUCUGUCACGAUCAUUUCAGAAGCCCCUGGACUUUCCUGGCUUUCGUGGGUGUUCUAGCAGCACUUGGGUUAACCGGCAUCCAGACUUGGUUUGCAGUCUAUUCUCCAUCGUCUCCCUGUGAUGUCGUUGCCAGAACUUGAAAAUGCGGUGGAACCUUAAGUGAGAUAAAGGUAAUAGAAAUACAUAUGAUUUCUAUCACAAGUGUUUUCUUCAAGGGUCUGCUGAUUUGGUAUGUUCAGGGUCCAUACAACCCUGGCUUUUCAUUUCUCAUUUGCUUUACUGUGUGCUGGUAUGACAAAAUAAGUAUCUUAAUUUUGUUGGACUUUGUCAGCGUGUGGUUGAAUUUUGUGUGUGACAAGCGUAUUUGUACGCUCAUGUAAUAAACAAUGUGAUUCCCUACUGUUUCCUACUUAUCUGUUGCUGCAAAAUAACUAAGCAGGUUACACAUAGGAA